Messenger RNA from Lottia gigantea (owl limpet), 966 nucleotides. RefSeq lists its product as hypothetical. Lineage: Eukaryota; Metazoa; Mollusca; Gastropoda; Lottiidae. The record is from RefSeq and is a predicted model, not a curated record. Gene Ontology annotation, cellular component: membrane. The transcript has 4 exons. Gene Ontology annotation, biological process: G protein-coupled receptor signaling pathway; visual perception. Gene Ontology annotation, molecular function: G protein-coupled receptor activity. The annotation marks the transcript as partial.
CAGAAAAUGGACAACUUGACCACCGAUGGAAACACGACAGUUCAGAGGCUUUCAGAUUCGGCGUAUAUGGCAACUGGAAUUUAUCUUAUUUUCGUUGCAAUCUUAGCCACACUGGGCAACAUCCUGGUGCUAUCUGUCAUCCUCGGAGAUCCAAAACUACGAGCUAAACCACACAAUGUGUUGAUUAUCAACCUGGCAAUAGCAGAUAUAGGCAUCUCCUUCUCCGGAUACCCUCUAACCACCAUCUCGGGCUUCUACGGACAGUGGAUAUUUUCUGAUGUAGCCUGCACCAUAACUGGGUUUAUAAGUUUCUUGUUGUCUUUGGGAAGUAUGAAUACCUUGAUGUGUAUAAGCAUCUAUAGAUAUAUCAUGAUUUGCCGACCUGAAAAUCGAAAAUAUCUGAAUGACCGCAAUACAAAACGCGUUUUAAUAUGCAUUUGGACUCAUGCCUUAACAUGGACUGGUCUCCCCUUGUUAGGCUGGGGUGGAUACGCCUUGGAACCGUUUGGAACCUCAUGCAGUUUAGAUUGGGCCAACGGUGAAUACCGGAACGUCACAUAUCUAGUGUGCACCAUCAUUGUCUGUUAUAUUAUACACGUGAUUGUGAUUGGCUACUGCUAUAAACACGUGAUCCAGACGACCCAGAAAUUAAAAUGUUGGAAUGUUCAGAGACAGCACACGCUCACUACAAUGAAUGACAUGCUCUGGAUCCAUAAAGUUAUGUGUAUUAUAUUGGUAAUGUCAUUUCUAAUUAUAUGGACACCCUAUGCCGUAGUGUGUGUUAUUUACAUAAUCAUACCGGAUCUCCCGAUCGAGGUGACGACCAUACCCACGAUGUUUUGUAAAGCGGGAUGCAUGGUGAAUCCUAUUAUAUAUUUCUGUACCAAUAAUCAGUUCCGCGAAGCCUGCAAACACAUUUAUUGUGGAUGUUUGUACAAAAAAGUUUCAUCUGGCGUUGUACCGUAA